Sparassis crispa is the source of this 372-nucleotide messenger RNA. RefSeq lists its product as hypothetical. NCBI's taxonomy places the organism in Eukaryota, Fungi, Basidiomycota, Agaricomycetes, Polyporales, Sparassidaceae. The transcript has 2 exons. The coding region runs from base 1 to 372 and encodes 123 amino acids. The record is from RefSeq and is a predicted model, not a curated record.
AUGCGAGAACGCAUGGUUCCUGUCUGGCAGAACAACGACCAACGAGACAUUCUCUGGGCGGGGAUCUAUGGCUCAGUGGCACGUAAUCAUGCCCACGAAGAAUCCGACAUCGACGUCUGCAUUGUACUGAAAGAGCAUUGCGGAUCAGGCGAACCUGUAGAUCUUGAAGAGCGGCUUGCCGAGGCUUGUGGAUGUGAAGUUUCGCUCCUGUGCAUCUGCCAAGGACCAGAUUGGGCCUGGGGCCACGUCCGCCUAGAAGCGCUACUUUCGAGUCAUACCGUCUAUGGAAAUCGUCGGGACGUCGAACAUCUCCGCCAGGAGGCGAUGAUCUUCCUAAACGAUGGUCUCACAAGGCUCGAUUUCUAUAUCUGA